AUGGAUGUGCUAGUACCGUACCUUGCAGAGGAUCAAGAGGCCCCAAAGAUUCUCGAUGAAAUCCAAACCAAAUCCAGACUCGACAACCUGAAUGACUAUUGGAAACGAGAUUUUGACAAUAUGGGUAGUAGCCAAAGUCUUCUUUCGACGAAACAUGAACACGAGCGGGCUACUGUUCCACAGCCCAAUCCUACAGUUCCAACGCGAACGAGAUUGCAGUCCAUGCACCGAAUCGCAAUCCAACACGGAAAAAGAGGAACUGCCUACGAACAUGUGCACCACUCGCAGGAUCGAUUGCCCAAUAAGACAAUCAUCACACAGCUGGAGGAUGAUGACACUCUCCCGCACGGCUCUGCUCGAGGUCGUUUAUGCUUGGAUCUUCAAUCGGUGGUGUGUACACAAGGAUCCGAUCUCACCUCUGUGGCCUUGACGGCGGCAGAAACCGAUCCCAAUCAUGUAUGUAUUCACCGACUUUUUUCCGGGUCUUGUCGAGAAGAGCGACCCAACCAAAGUGAACACGGGAACCUCCCAGCGACUUUGUCAUCUCUCAGAAAUGCUAUUGGCAUUACUAUCUUGUUGCGGGGGCGUUAUGUUCAUGCCGAACCUUCCACCUCCACCGAUUAG
Messenger RNA from Seminavis robusta, 624 nucleotides. NCBI's taxonomy places the organism in Eukaryota, Bacillariophyta, Bacillariophyceae, Naviculales, Naviculaceae. The record is from the annotation of a GenBank genome assembly.